Triplophysa dalaica is the source of this 1165-nucleotide messenger RNA. It is a transcript of the gene c15h8orf74, whose product is annotated as chromosome 15 C8orf74 homolog. NCBI's taxonomy places the organism in Eukaryota, Metazoa, Chordata, Actinopteri, Cypriniformes, Nemacheilidae. The record is from RefSeq and is a predicted model, not a curated record. Bases 77 to 907 code for a protein of 276 amino acids. The transcript is spliced from 4 exons.
GCAGUGUAAACGUCAUGCGUGUAUUUUUAAACUGCGUUUCCUUGGCAACAGACACAACGCCACACAGACACACACUAUGGCCUCCACAGACGCGACUAUACAGGAGAUAUGGAGAAUGAAGAGAGAUGCUGGUCUGCGGCGUCUGAGCGGCUGUUUUCACUGGACAGACUUUGAUGGAGAUGAUAAACGGCUGCGUUCACAUCAGGAGUUUGUGUACGAGAAUGUGAUGCACGCGCUUAAACGAGGACUGCCGUGCUCGAGCGUGGGUCAGCUGGCACGUGUGACCAAAGAUCUCCUGCCCAGACUUGUGGGUUUGAAGACAUCAGAUGCUGUUGGUGUCAUCAGGGAUCAGCUCUCACAGAUCCAGCCUCGUCUCUCCAGUGGACAUCAUGCUGUUCUCGUCGACUUUAUUUUAAAAACAUAUGUUCCUCAUCAACGCCUUUAUCAGGCGUUUUUAAAUGGUGACACAGGCCUCCGACACAUCCGAUCUGAGCUUGAGGUUGAAGGGCCGCCUCAUUCAACGCCCCUGUGUGAGGGAACAGAUGCCGUGGAGCUUGAACAUCAGCAGGUCCUGGAGGAGACUCGGUCUAAGAAAGAAGAAGAUAUCAUGAAACUCAAAGUGAAGACUGAAGCUCAGAUGAUGGCCAAACUGCAGGCCUGUUUAAAUGAUCUUCCACGUGAAGGAAAUGUUUGCAGACUGGAGGUGGAAAAGUUACUGCACAAUUUUCUGCAGUCGCAAGGACAAAUUAUGAUGAAGAGUUUGAUGGAGGAGGCCAGUCUCACCGACAGCCUGCUGAAUUUGAAACUGAGGCAGAAAUCUCAGCUGACAGAAAGACACUUAACAGAUGAUCCGGUUUCCACCAAACAGCACUGUGUGCCCACGUCCACUAAAAAGAAGUUUGUUUGAGUAUAUAUACAGAUAUUCAUGUAACAUAAUAAAAUGUACACGUCACCGUGGGCCUGCUAGAGAAAACUAAUAUGCCUUAUACACACUGUACCCAAAAUAUGAGCCAUCACCCUCUCAGGAUCUGUGAAUUCUGUAAAUACACUAUUUACAUUUAAGGGAUUCACAAACAUUUACAUUGUCAUUCAAAACUUAGCGUUGCAUUAUGUGUUGGAAUCCAGGGCAAGCAAAACUGGACUUGUCCACUUCUAAAUUGUAUUU